Molecule: messenger RNA, 1091 nt
Organism: Leucoraja erinaceus (little skate)
Lineage: Eukaryota; Metazoa; Chordata; Chondrichthyes; Rajiformes; Rajidae
Product: RDS/peripherin-like protein xRDS35
Biological process (GO): visual perception
Cellular component (GO): membrane
Source: RefSeq, a predicted model, not a curated record
AUGGCGCUGCUGGGGUCCCAGCGGCCCGUGUCGCGGGCUUGCAGCAGCGGCAGGUGGCCUGACCCUGGGCCUGGGCCUGUGGCUGGGCUGCGAGCUGAGGCGCCUCCCUCUGCCCGGAGGACGGGGAGGCCGGGCCCGAGGCCCUUGCCCUGCCGCCGGCGUUGCUGGUGGCGGGCGGCCGGCGGCCUGAGCGCCCCUGCUGGCGGGCGGCCUUGGCCGCCGCCGCCUGGGGGCUGGAGCUGGGCCUGGGGCCUAGAGCCGGGCCUGAGCCAGGGCCUCGCCUACGCUCUCCGCUCCUACGGCCGCACCGACUCCCCGGGCCGCUGCCUCCUCAAGCGCUCCGUCGACCAGCUACCGGCCGGGCUCGGCUGCUGCGGGGUCCGUGGGCCCACAGACUGGUUCCAUGUCCAGUGGAUCAGCCAGCGCUUCCUGGACCUCAACGACAGCCGAGUGCGAGACCAGCUGCACAGUAACAUUGCAGGCCUGUACCUGAUGGACAGUGUCCCGUUCAGCUGCUGUAACCCAGCCUCCCCCCGGCCCUGCAUCCAGCACCACCUGAGGGACCCUUCAGCCCACUACAACUACCAGCCCGGGCCCGAGGACCUCAACCUGUGGACCAGGGGCUGCCACGAGGCUCUCCUGGACCACUACUCCUCCAUCCUCAACUGGGUCGGUGCUGCCCUGCUCCUCUCCUCCCUCCUACAGUUUAGCUUGCCGUUAUUAUGCUGUGAGCCGAAAGGCCUAUUCCUGUGCCGUGUUGAGUUUGUACACUCCUGUUCCUUCCUCUCACCCCUUCCCCUGUGGAAGCUGGGCCUGCUGAUAACAAUGCGUUACCUCAUCAUCUCAACCCUGGCUGCGGAGGCUCAGGGCGAUCCCGACUGCGAGACGGUGGGCUACCUCCUGGAGAGGGGGCCGGUGGACACGCUGAGGUCGGCCGCCAAAGCGCUGCGGUCCGCGCUCUCGUCCAACGCGGUCCAGACCGACACUGCCCCGAUCGUGGAGAAGAUGCCGGAUAAAUAGACCCCUUGUUGUAGCCUUAGCUGCUUAACCUUUCACCCCUCCCUGCCUGACCCCCACCACGGUCUACUCCA